Messenger RNA from Trypanosoma conorhini, 459 nucleotides. RefSeq names its product glycerol uptake protein. Gene Ontology annotation, cellular component: endoplasmic reticulum. The transcript has a single exon. Gene Ontology annotation, molecular function: acyltransferase activity. Lineage: Eukaryota; Euglenozoa; Kinetoplastea; Trypanosomatida; Trypanosomatidae. The record is from RefSeq and is a predicted model, not a curated record. Bases 1 to 459 code for a protein of 152 amino acids.
AUGGGCGGAAACAAGAAGAAACAUCUCAACAUCUUCCCCAUCUUCUUCUUCAUAGCCAUUUGGCACGACAUUGAGCUUCACCUGUUGAAGUGGGCGAUGUGUGUCCUGACCAUGUUCGUACUGGAGCUUUCUGUUGGUUUUAUAUGGUCCUCCCCACGAUGUGCCCGGUUGCGUUGUUCUAGGUACCAGCGUCUUAUUCGCUCUUUUGGUGGGUUAUUUACUGUUUUUGGCUUAAUUGUCGCAAAUCUAAUUGGCUUCUCUUCUGGGGCGAAUGGGGUGAAUGGGCGCCCGAUGGAUCGAGUCACCACCGAAGAUUUGUGGUCGGUUGGACCCGUGUUUGUCUUGACGCUGUUUUUGUUUUUGUACUGUGCGGCAGCGUUGGGCAUCAUGAACCGCGACGCGGAGGCAGCAGAAGUGCGGCGGCUAAAGAAAAGGUAUGGUGUCCUCGGGGGUGCUUAA